Molecule: messenger RNA, 1119 nt
Organism: Theileria annulata
Lineage: Eukaryota; Apicomplexa; Aconoidasida; Piroplasmida; Theileriidae
Product: chromatin assembly protein, putative
Exons: 2
Coding region: 1-1119 (372 amino acids)
Biological process (GO): DNA replication-dependent chromatin assembly
Cellular component (GO): nucleus
Molecular function (GO): histone binding
Source: RefSeq, a predicted model, not a curated record
AUGAGUUUAAUAAAUGUAACAAAUAUAAAAAUUGGAAAUAAUGUUUGUAAUAUUAAAUUACCAUUAAUUUUUCAAAUAGAAUUUGAAUGUCUUGAACAUCUUAAACAUGAUGUUGAAUGGAAAGUUAUUUAUAUUACAUCUGAUGGGUCAGGUUAUAUCAAUAACACUAAUAACUCCAAUAAUACUACUGAUAAUUCAAUAAAUAAUCUUACACAUAUGACGGAUAGUACAAAUAAUAGUACAAAUAAUACUACAGAUGGUGCAGAAGAGAAAGAAUAUUUAAUAAGUAAUAAUAAGGGUGAAAUAAUAUUAGAUGCAGUAUGUUUAGGUCCAUUAUAUAAAGGUAUAUUAGAAUUUGAAUUCAGAGUUAAUCCACCCAAUUUUCAUCGUUUGAAUCCAGAAUGUAUAUUAGGAAUGCAAGCGAUAUUAAUAAGUGGAAAUUAUUGUGAACAAGAAUUUAUAAGAAUUGGUUAUUAUACAAAUAAUGUAUAUGAUGAAGAAAGUUUAGUAGAGAAUCCACCAGAUUUACCAAUUUUAGAUAAAAUUGUACGAUGUAUUAUUGAUCAACCUAGAGUUACAAGAUUCCCUAUUAAAUGGGAUAAUGAUUAUCUUGUUGAUUUUGAAGGUAAUAAUCUUAAUUUUAUUAUACAAACGGAUUCGGAUAAUUCCGUUACGGUGUCUAAUACCACAGAAGAUAUUACCAGUCCAACUACCAGUAAUAGUAAUAAUACAGAAGUAGAUACUACUAGUAAUAACACUGAAGAUACUACUAGUCCAACAAACAGUAAUAAUAAUAGUAGUAAUAGUAGUAGUGAACUAACUACUAGCAGUAAUAGUAAUGAAGUAGAUACUACUAGUCAUACUACUGAAGAUAGUACUAAUAGUAGUGGAACUAGUGAGGAUAGUAGUACAGUAGGACCAAGCACCGUAACUGAGGAGGAAAAUAUUAAUACUAUUGCUGCCGUAACUACAACCAGGGAGUCAGGUACUUUUUCUGAGGAUACUAAUACUGAUACUAUUACUGAGGUAGACCCUUUCAGGGCUGGCCGUGAACCUGACCCCGUUACUGAUGACAUGGAAUUAUAUGAAAAUAAAAAAAGAAAAUUAUCACAUUUAUAA